AUGUUAUCAGUGCUGCGUUCGGUAACCGCAGCGCCAGCUCGUCAAAUCGCCGUAAGAUGCAUAACCACGGAACCGGCACCAGCUCCAAAAGGAAUCGCUAAAACAGGAACACCGUUUUUGGACACAUCUUCAAAAGCCGAAUAUGCAUUGGCUCGUCUUGACGAUGUGAUGAAUAUGGUACAGCGUACAUCACUGUGGCCACUCACAUUCGGUUUAGCCUGUUGUGCUAUUGAAAUGAUGCAUUUCGCCGCUCCUCGGUAUGAUAUGGAUCGUUACGGUGUCGUUUUCCGUGCUUCACCAAGACAGACUGAUCUGAUCUUCGUUGCCGGAACAGUGACGAAUAAAAUGGCUCCGGCUUUGCGAAGAGUUUACGAUCAAAUGCCCGAAGCUAAGUGA
Molecule: messenger RNA, 396 nt
Organism: Haemonchus placei
Lineage: Eukaryota; Metazoa; Nematoda; Chromadorea; Rhabditida; Trichostrongylidae
Source: the annotation of a GenBank genome assembly